AUGGCCACGCACGGAAGCUUUCAGCCUGAUCGCCCUCCACCCGCUAUCCCAGAAGACCGCCCGACUCCUCCAGAUGAACGACCUUCGGACGACAGCUCGACGAUCCACAAUCGAGCAGCAGCUGGCCCUCUCGGCAACCCUCAACUCGGCUCAACUCGAGCUCGCCGCGAUAGGAAGCCCAGUAACGCAGGCUCAGCCGCCAUGGGCGAAGUCGGUCCUCCCCGUCUAGACUUCGACUGGGAGCGCGACGAACCACCACCGCCAUCCGCCGGCCCUCCCCAGCGCAACCCGUCCCGACAAGGCCAAGUGAUGCGAUGGGGUCCACCACCAACCCCAAGCAGCGACUACGGCGGCGGAUGGGACGACGAGCGAAGAUACUGGCCCCGUCCACCCUACGACUACGGAAAGCCCGUGGCACCACCCGGUCCCUACCGCGACGACUGGUACGGCGACGACCCGUACUACAACCGUCCGUACCGUCGUCCCUCCACGAUAAGAGAGUCUGCGGAGUGGGGCGGGUCAUACCGAAGGGGAGGACCAGGAGGGCCACCGCGUCCGCCGAGGAGGCCCAGGUAUCAUCCUCAUUGGGAGGAUCCUUCUGAGGAUGGCGAGAGCGAUGAGCAGCCUCUGAGGAGGGUCAAGAGGAAGAGGACUAUGAGGAGUAAUCCUAGUAGUCGGAGUCCGCCGCCUGAGGUGAUUAUGCGCUUGCCGUUUACGGAGUGGAUGAAUCGGUCUGCUAAGGCUCAUUUUGUUGCGACGAUGGGAGAGUUUAUGGGGACCACGAUGUUUCUGUUCUUUGCUUUCGCUGGCACUCAAGUCGCCAAUAUCGGAGCCGGUGACAGCAGUAAUCAGUCCACGACCAACGCAUCCACCGGCUUCAGUCCCAUCGUCCUGCUGUAUGUUGCCUUGUCCUUUGGCUUCAGCUUGAUGGUCAACGUGUGGAUAUUCUUCCGCAUCUCUGGAGGACUUUUCAAUCCCGCCGUGACAGUCGCGAUGGUCAUGGUCAAGGGCGUCAGCGUCGUCAGAGGAGUCCUUCUCAUCGGCGCUCAACUCGUAGGCGCCAUCUUCAGCUCCUUCAUCGUAUCUGUGCUGUUCCCAACCACGUUCAACGUGCGAACGACUUUAUCCCCUGAUACUUCCGUGGCUCGUGGCGUAUUCAUCGAAGCGCUCCUCACAGCCGAGUUGGUCUUCACCAUCUACAUGCUCGCCAACGAGAAGCACAAAGCAACCUUCAUGGCACCCGUCGGUAUUGGCAUGGCGCUCUUCAUUGCCGAAAUGGUUGGAGUGUACUACACUGGUGGUAGCCUCAAUCCUGCCAGAUCCUUUGGUCCCUGUGUGAUCUCCGGGGUGUGGGAUCCCGAACAUUGGAUCUAUUGGGUCGGUCCCGUUGGCGGUGCAGUCCUUGCCUGGGCUUUCUACAAGUUCAUCAAGAUGCUGGAGUACGAGAUGGCGAAUCCAGGCCAGGAGUCGAGUAGCCAAGAAGAGGCGGAUCAGGAGGCGGCGGAACUGACGCCGCAGAAGAAAGAGACGGUGUAG
Molecule: messenger RNA, 1536 nt
Organism: Zasmidium cellare ATCC 36951
Lineage: Eukaryota; Fungi; Ascomycota; Dothideomycetes; Mycosphaerellales; Mycosphaerellaceae
Exons: 6
Coding region: 1-1536 (511 amino acids)
Biological process (GO): transmembrane transport
Cellular component (GO): plasma membrane
Molecular function (GO): water channel activity
Source: RefSeq, a predicted model, not a curated record